CUUCAAUGUUUUGUGAUCAUAUCAUGUCUUUUUUAGACAAAUAGGUUUUUUUUUUAUCAGUGUGCGGCUGCUUUGUUGAGGGUUAUCAUGACUGGAUCUGCUCUGGUUUCAUUUCUGCUGGCGAUGGCCUGUGUUCUCCUGCCACUGUGUGCAGCUCAAGGCAGCUGUGUGGGCAGAUGUGGUGAGCAAUUCACCCGCGGGCAGGUCUGUAACUGUGACUACAACUGUUUUGUCCAUGGAGAGUGCUGCAAGGAUUUUGAGGAUGCCUGCACUGCUGGUGACUCCUGCAGGGGUCGCUGUGGUGAGGCGUUCCGGCGCGGCAGACAGUGUGAGUGCGAUUCAGACUGUGCGCGCCACAACUCCUGCUGUCCCGACUACAGUGAGCAGUGUGAUGCUCUCUCCCAGUUGCAAGCUGCAAGAAGUUCAAAACUAAACAAACCAACAGAUUAUACUGAGGAGUGUAUGGCAGCAUGUCUCGCAGCACAGCAAAGCCCAGAUCUAAUGAGAGAUGACACCAGACUGAAUAACUUUAUGGCUCCAUCUGAUGCUGCAUCACUUCCUGCUGGUGGCCCUCUGCCCCAGGACAUCAGCCUCUUCGCUCCUCUGACACCCUCUGACACACCCGGCAUCGGUUCCAACCCUUCUGGGUUCCUACUGCCGGAAUCUGGUCCUGAUCCUGCCGCUGGACCACUACAGGCAGCGGGACCUUCCUCUGGGAACCCCCUAACCGUCCCAGUGCAGGUGUCCCUCUCCAUCAGUGGACAAGGUGCCUCUGCUGCAGGUAAACCCAGCACUCUUGCAGACGUCGCCCAGGCCCUUGCAGCCAGCAGCCCUGCAGCGCCAGGUAUGGAAUUUGUUCACAUCCCUGUAAUUACCACCUAUGUAUGGAAAAUAUUUGAAAUUAGUUCUAACUGUAAAUUAAAUCUGAAUAUAUUUGAACCAUUAAUUUCUGUUUUUUUGGCAACUCUCUUCAACAACUCCAUCAUAGCUUUCAGAGGUCACUUCUUUUGGCUGCUGAACCCUAAGACUAGAAGAGCCAGUCGUGCUGGUAGAAUCACUGAAGAACUGGGCAUCCCGUCUCCCAUCGACACGGCCUUCACACGCUGCAACUGUCAGGGCAAGACCUACAUCAUCAAGGGUGACAACUAUUGGAGUUUGGAGAAUGGCGUUGUGGAGCCUGGAUAUCCCAGAUCUGUGGCCCAGGACUUUGGUGGGCUCACCGGUGAGAUCACUGCUGCUCUGCCAGUCCCAGCUACCAGAAAGAGGCUGGAGUCAGUGUACUUCUUCAAGAAAGGAGGCACAGUCCAGAAAUUAUCUUUUCCUUCUUUAAGUGGAUCAAGUUGCCGUGGAAAGAGAUCCAAAAAUUCUGACAAAAUUCCAAAAAAUGCCAAACAAGCCGAGAUCCAGCUGUCAGGGGAGAUCAACAUCAAGCUCAAAAUGAAGGGCUUCCCGACCCCCGUGACAUCAGCCUUGUCCAUGCCAAACCCCAGGAAGUCUGACGGUUUCGAUUACUUUGUUUUCUCUUGGCCGAAAGUACUAAACGUCAAGGUUAGUGAUGAUCUGCCCGCUUUGACGGCCCCUGUCAGCCAUUCCUCCCAGCAGAAUGACAUCAGCAAGUGGCUCAACUGCGCCUGAAAGACCAGCAUGAAACAAACACCACAAGCAACUGCAUGGCGAGAAAGAUUCUCCAUUUAUUAGCAAAAACCAUUGAACAUAGCGUCAGUAUGAUUACUCACAUAAUAUAAAAUAAGUCUAACCAAUGUUUUAAAGCACAUUGAAAGAAAACAAAGUAAAACUGCAGUAGGCUGAUUCUGGGUACUCUGAAGAGUCAUUCAAGGACUUGUAAUCAGUGUUUCUGCUGGGCAGAUGCUGUAAAGGUGAGUGGAUUUAGAUGGGAGUGCCUCUGUUGAGUCCUCGUCCCCGACUUCCACGAGGAAAAACACCACCUGCAGGAAAAGAUUGAGAUACAGACCCAGACAAACCAAAUCAAAUUACACUGAAGAUCUUUGUAGACAUCCAAAGUUAUUAAAAUGUCUGUUUCUACAGAACAAACACCAAAUUAUACAAUCAAGCACAAAACUGACAAAUGAAAAGCUUCUGUAUGCAUUUCACAUAAUCUUUGCUUCAUUAAAAAAAAGAGAAAAGUUUUAAAA
This is a messenger RNA of Cyprinus carpio (common carp), 2153 nucleotides long. RefSeq names its product proteoglycan 4-like. Gene Ontology annotation, molecular function: scavenger receptor activity; polysaccharide binding. The transcript has 14 exons. The record is from RefSeq and is a predicted model, not a curated record. The coding region runs from base 88 to 1635 and encodes 515 amino acids. Gene Ontology annotation, biological process: immune response. Lineage: Eukaryota; Metazoa; Chordata; Actinopteri; Cypriniformes; Cyprinidae.